This is a messenger RNA of Recurvomyces mirabilis, 1377 nucleotides long. RefSeq lists its product as uncharacterized. Lineage: Eukaryota; Fungi; Ascomycota; Dothideomycetes; Mycosphaerellales; Teratosphaeriaceae. The coding region runs from base 1 to 1377 and encodes 458 amino acids. The record is from RefSeq and is a predicted model, not a curated record. The transcript is spliced from 3 exons.
AUGUCGUCUCCAUACUCCAACGAUCGCAGUAAAACCUGCAAACAUGAAACGUCUCGCAGAUCUUGUCUCGCGUGUGCUGCUCACAACACGCGGCUCGACUUCAUCGAGGCUGUCACCGAAAGGGACAAACGUAGUGGGCUCGUCCAGGGCUACGAAGGUCAAUUAAAGGACCCGGAGCUGCCAUUGAAGGAGAGGAAGAAGUUCGAGGAGAGGCUCGAAAAGGCUCGGAAAGAGCAUGUGGCGUGGAGCGACCGCCACGACGGCCUGGAAGUCGAUGUCGUCGCCGCCGAUAAAUUGGUGCAAGCCAUAUGCGAUGAGAAUGCACCAGAGGACCUCGCCGAAGCUUUCGAGGCCAGAGCUAUCGAGCGUGUAGAGGAGCUCAGGAAUAUCUGGUCUCUCGUCAAUCCCACCGGUGAGAAGGAGGAAGAGAGCGAGCCCUAUGAGUUCGUAUCGGCCGAUCCCGCUCUCAAGCUCGAUUUUAAUCAGCUGGAUCGCUCUUCCAUCCCAGCGACCGUAGACACGCUGGUCACGGAUGGCCCCGGCUUCGAGAUGUUUCUUCGCCUGGGGAGGAAGAAUAAGCGUCUUCCAUCGAAGACAGUCGGCGAUCACGACGGCCCAGCAAUCAUGAGCUAUGGUGCCGCGUACGAUAUGUUUGGCGCGUUGCCGGGACUUGAUGCGUUCUGGGUAGACAAAGACAAGCUUGAGGAUGCCCGACUCGCACUCCUGGAGGCGGGUGAGGAUGAGGGUGAGGAUGAGGUCGCGGAAGACAUGGCGCAUUCCGACGUACUAGUACCUGCGCCGCAGACUGAGCUCGAAUUCAGGCAGUUGGACGAGGUGCAUGUGCCUACAGUCUCUCGCCUGGAAGAGGAACAACAACGGGCGUUGUUCGCUGCCGACAAGUAUAUGCAAUACUUGAGUGUGCUCGCCCGCCAAUAUCAUAAUCUGUGGUUGGCGCAGCAGGAGGCGGAGGAACUGGAGGUAGCGAAGGCGAUUUUUGGGCCGAAGAAGGUCGAAGGCAGUGCAGACGCAGAGCCUGCUGCUAUCGAGGCUCCAACCAAGGCCGCCGCAGUGAGAGGAUCCUGGCCCCCAGUCGAAGGUCUAGAUUUUGCUGGCUUCACGAACUGGGUUGUCGCUUGCAAGGAGCUUGACCCGGCCUUCAACGCCACUUUGAAGACCUGGGACGCUCAACGUAAAGCCCGCAACCUGCGAACGAAGGAGCUCCUCGAGCAAUGGAAGCAGCCAAAGGAUUUCGACAGUGGUAAUGCCCGCCAUCCCAGCAUGAAGGACUUCUACAACGGCCGCGUGCUCGGCACUGUUGAUCUCGAGGCUCUGGGGCUGAAGAAGAAACCCAAGCAGAAGCAGCCCGCUGGACGCUGA